GUAACAUUUUUGAAGUUAGACUUUUUAGGUUAUGUUCGGUUCGAAUACUUAGAUAUUUAUUUGAUUUUGUAUAAUAAAAAAUUGAGUUUAUUAUUUAUAUUUAAAUAACAGUGAUAUAUAGUGGUAACAGUAUUUAAAUAAGUAUUUUUAAGCAAUAUGAUAUCACGCAGCUGGAGAAACCUAUGUCGACGAUAUUCACAGACAGUUACAUUCAGAACUACAGAAUCUUCACCUUCACAACACAAUGAGAAACAGAUUGGUUUAUUCUACUCUGUCAAUCAUGAUCUAUGCAAACAAUUAUUUGCAUAUGGUGGUUUGCCCAAAAGUUUUGCAAAACAAACUAAGACAUUCACAGAAACAGCUAUAAUGGUGCGUCAGCCUGCACUUGAUUUAAUUGAUUGUAUUAAAGCUUCAGAUUUCAACAAGCCAGUAAUCAGAUAUGUAAUGUAUGGUGAAAAAGGUUCAGGUAAAUCAUUGACUUUGGCACACCUACUACAUUAUGCUUAUGAAGAGGGCUAUCUGAUUGUGCAUGUGCCAUGGGUGUCAGAAUUCCUGCGACGUGUGCCUCGACAUAAGGAGAUGUCCAACUCACAAACUCGUGAAGGUUUUGUAGACCUGCCUCUGGAUGUUGCCGCUUGGCUCUUGCACUUUAAGACUCAGAAUCAAGUUUUACUUAAAAAUACAGAGUUGAAAAUAUCUAGGGAUUAUGUAUGGAGUAAACGUGAAAGCACAGUGGCAGGUUCUCCACUGUCGCAACUUGUGGAACAUGGCAUCAACCGCGUGAAAUAUGCCUGUGAUGUGCUUGAUGCACUAGUAUACGAAAUUAAACAACUCUCCAAUAGCAAACAAUGCAAGACAUUUGUUGCAAUAGAUGGUUUCAAUGGCUUCUUCUGCCCUCUAACGCGACUUCACACUCCAACUAAAAAGAAAGUGAAGCCAGAAGAAGUAACACUUACUGGAUCAUUUUUAGAACUAGCAAAAAAUGAUUGGUCUAAUGGAGUUGUCGUCGUGACAGCAGAUCAACUGGCGCUACCUGAUGAUCAUCAAGAUAGUUAUCUUCCAAGAUACUUAUUAUAUAAAAAGGGAUUUGAGUUAUUGGAUCCCUUUGUCCCUAUUGAGGUUGGACGAUAUACUGAUAAAGAAUUCUUAUCCUGCGCCAGUUACUACAGAGACAGGUUAUGGCUCCGGGGACCUCCAGAAAUUGAAACAGAACUGAAGUUCACAAGUGCUUGCAAUCCUUAUAAGUUUAUGGAACAGUGUGCUCCAUUGUAAAUAAUUUUGUAUUUAGUUUUGUGAAAUGUGCUUUAAAUAAAAAUAUUAGUUAAUGUU
Molecule: messenger RNA, 1329 nt
Organism: Galleria mellonella (greater wax moth)
Lineage: Eukaryota; Metazoa; Arthropoda; Insecta; Lepidoptera; Pyralidae
Gene: mRpS29
Product: 28S ribosomal protein S29, mitochondrial
Exons: 8
Coding region: 157-1272 (371 amino acids)
Biological process (GO): apoptotic process
Cellular component (GO): mitochondrial ribosome; mitochondrial small ribosomal subunit
Molecular function (GO): structural constituent of ribosome
Source: RefSeq, a predicted model, not a curated record